GAGUUCAGGUAUAACCACACGGCCUUUCUAGCUGUGUUAUAGCUGGCCUCUCUGGUCUCUUCUCCACCUUCAAAACCCUAGAAAUCCAAACCCUAACCCAAGAGUUCUCAUCGCCAUUGCCCCUUCUCCCCAAAAACCCUAGAAAUAUUUCAGAGCGUUUUUCAUCUCUGCAAACCCUAGAACCCACAUUGCUCUGUUCCUUUGGGAGCCAUUGAAGAGGUCUCUCACUCUCUGCAACCCUCACAAUGCCAUAGAAAUGGUUCCAAGCAUUAGAGAACCCAUUUGCUCGGCCAUUAUUUGGUGGUUGCUACUGGUUCUUACCGGGGGUUUUUGUGGGAUAAGCGGCCAUGGCUUCUCUCGCUCUGAAGCUUCAUCCAUAGAGCUCAGUCAUGGCCAUGGCCAUGGCUUCUCUGCAAGUUUACACGAAGCUCUUGUUGAUGGACCGGAGCUCGAACCAGGCUUUGGAUUCAGAAGCCAUGGCUUGACCUUUGCCGAGGCUUCAUCCAUCAAGCACAGGCAGCUCCUUUACUACAUCGAUAGGUAUGGAGACAGAGGAGAGAGUGUAUUCGUAGAUCCGAGCUUCGAGUUCGAGAAUUCGAGGCUCCGAGAAGCUUACAUUGCUCUUCAGGCAUGGAAAAUGGCCAUUAUUUCAGAUCCCAUGAACAUCACAGGUAACUGGAUUGGCCCUAUUGUCUGCAACUACACUGGAGUCUUCUGCUCAAAGAGCUUAGAUGGCUUGAACCUCACUGUAGUGGCCGGAAUCGACUUGAACCACUCUGAUAUCGCCGGUUAUUUGCCUGACGAGCUCGGAAAACUCACCGAUCUAGCUCUUCUUCACCUGAACUCAAAUCGAUUUUGCGGCACCAUUCCGCACACUUUCAAGAGAUUGAAGCUCCUCUACGAGCUUGAUCUCAGCAAUAAUCGAUUUGCUGGUCGAUUCCCCACUGUAGUUCUCAAACUACCUACCCUGAAAUACUUAGAUCUCAGGUACAAUGAGUUCGAAGGCCCCGUUCCUUCGUCUCUCUUCAAUCGGCCAUUAGAUGCCAUUUUCCUCAACCACAAUCGAUUCCAUUUUGAAAUUCCAGAGAACUUUGGGAACUCUCCUGUCUCUGUGGUGGUUCUGGCAAACAACAGAUUCAGGGGCUGCAUUCCUUCGAGCUUGGCAAAAAUGGCUCCCACAUUGAAUGAAAUCAUUAUUAUGAAUAAUGGAUUAUCUGGUUGUGUACCAGAGGAGUUUGGAGCUCUGAAAAAUCUAACUGUUUUGGAUGUGAGCUUCAACAAAUUGGUGGGGAAUUUGCCUCUAAAUUUAGGUGGACUUGUCUCUUUGGAACAGUUGAAUGUUGCUCACAACAUGCUUUCAGGUCAGAUUCCUCCUCAAAUUUGCAGUCUUCCAAAUUUAGACAACUUUACUUUCUCUUAUAACUUCUUUGAGGGAGAGCCCCCUGUGUGCUUGAGGCUCCCAAGCUUUGAUGAUAGGAGGAAUUGCAUUAAUGGAAGGCCAAAACAGAGGCCAAGGAAACAAUGUAAAUCUUUUCUCUCUCAUAGAGUGGAUUGUGGUAGUGUCAAGUGUGGUCGAGUUUCGCCAUCUCCUCCACCGGUAUUUUCGCCCCCGCCACCUCUGGUUUUAUCACCCCCAUCGCCACCAGUUUCAUUGCCCCCUCCGGUGCCAUAUCCACCACCCCCACCACAUGUGCAUUCUCCACCACCACCGUCACCAGUGUAUAGCCCACCUCCACCACCUCCAAUUCACUAUAGUUCACCCCCACCACCUCCACCAGUUCCUUGCAAUUCUCCACCCCCACCACCACCGAUGAGCGAAUUGCCACCUCCUUAUAUGGGGCCAUUGCCACCAGUUACAGCGAUUUCUUAUAGCUCGCCACCUCCACCGCCUUAUUAUUGAUUCUUUUUAUAAAGGAUGUAUUGAUACUCGUUAGGCAUGGCAAAUUUAAACCAUUGUUUCUGGCCACAAGGAUUCAUGGCCAUGGCUUUUUUCUGAGGAUUCUUGAUUGUUUAAGAUCACUUCCAGGUGAUUAUAUGAGAAAUUGCUCAGAGGAAAAGAAAAAGGAAACAGAUCGGUGUGUCUUCAUUUGUCUGGUUCAUGUAACUGGGUUCUUCUGAACCUUGGAGUUUAAGAUCAGAUGUAGGAGUUGGGUUGUGUUUAGGUUUUGGGUAUAAGGAAGAGGGGGAGUGAUAUUUAUUUGAGAGAGUUUAUUCGGUUGUGAAUAAAAGGUUCCAGGGAAGAGAGAGAGAGAGGAUACUUCACGGUGGGUGAAGCUGAAUCAGUUGUAGAGAGAGAGAGGAAUGGAGAGGGAAGAAAUGUGAAGCAUAUGAGAGGGGUAUUAGUUGCAGGGAAUGUAUAGAAAAUUAGAUUUAUGCAGUCAGAUGCUGCUGGUUUCCUAUCAUCCUGUUCUUAGAUUUCUUUCUUUUUUUGUCGAUUUAUAAUAUCAUCACUUAUGGAUCUUCAGGAGUUUGAGUGUUCUUACUCUUCUUUUCGAUCUUCUCAUCUUCACGUUGAAUUGUUUAUGAGAUUAUUACAUUGCUUAUGUGAUCUGGCUUUAGCCUGCUCAAACUUGUUUGUAAAUGGUUGUUGUCUGCAAUAAAGAGAGCAUGCUCCUCUCUC
Messenger RNA from Amborella trichopoda, 2620 nucleotides. The record is from RefSeq and is a predicted model, not a curated record. NCBI's taxonomy places the organism in Eukaryota, Viridiplantae, Streptophyta, Magnoliopsida, Amborellales, Amborellaceae.